AUGAGUACCGACGCCAAAGAAGAUGUGAUCCUCUGGGGCGCACGUGGAGACCGAAAUCCUAGGGUCUGCAAAUACGAAUGCAUAGGUAUGGCCUCCAAUACUGAUGUCGUCCUCCCGCAUUGUUAUAUAUUGCUAACCUAAAAGUCCAAGAUAAACCCUUCGAAUUCCAAAGACUGGUCUUACCCACAACCUCCGGCAAGCGUGAAAAGGUCGAUAUUUACUACCACGAGUCUACUUACUCGCUUCAAGGCAAUAGCGAAACAUCUGUCGCUUCCUUGGACCUUAGCAGAAUGGGAGGUUACUAA
Molecule: messenger RNA, 305 nt
Organism: Hymenoscyphus albidus
Lineage: Eukaryota; Fungi; Ascomycota; Leotiomycetes; Helotiales; Helotiaceae
Source: the annotation of a GenBank genome assembly